This is a messenger RNA of Phytomonas sp. Hart1, 1737 nucleotides long. The record is from the annotation of a GenBank genome assembly. Lineage: Eukaryota; Euglenozoa; Kinetoplastea; Trypanosomatida; Trypanosomatidae.
AUGGAUAAGCAAACUUCAAGGGUAGGAUCGGAUACCGACAUUAAUUUUUUAGCACAUUAUAACGAGCAUGUGUUUAUUUUUUCUAGCGCCGGAAAGCCCAUCUUUACGCGUUAUGGCGAUGAGUCCUCACUCAGCGCGCUCUUCGGUCUAUUGCAGGUUCUUGUGCAGGCUCGGCGAUGUUCUUCCUCGUCGUCCAUAGAGACCCCCGCUUCCGACCUUAUCCGUCGAAUCACGUUUGCAAAUUCGAGGUUUUGGAUGGGAUCCCAAAGAGAUCCCCAAUCCAGGGAUUUAUAUCUCUAUUUUAGCAUCCGAGAGGAGCUUACCUACGUCCUGUCGACCCACAACGAUAGCUUUUCCUUCUGCUCAGGGAUACUGGAGUAUGUGCAUUUAUUUAUGUUAAGCGUGGCGCCCAAGGUCAACGUCCGGCUACGGGCAAAUCCAAGUUAUGAUGCCCGCCGAUUGUACGCCACGGCGGAUUUUGCCAUUUUGCGCGAUCUUAUCAACAACUUACAAAGCAGCUUUUCCUUUCAUUUGGGUGCGGUGCCUUCCGUAAAUGUGUUUUACCGCUCUGCGAGCGACGCCGAUGCGCUUCGCGCAGUCCGACCCUUUUUCUCCGAUCUCCAAAAAGAAGUUGAGAAGGAGCGGAUGACAAAUCCGAGCUUUAUUCUUUCGCUUUUCCUCCUCAGAGGGCGUCUUCUUUUUUCUUGCGUGGCGGAUAACAGCCCCGCGAGGGAAAUUACGCCGCAGGACGUGCUCUUGCUCAUGCAUUUCGCACUUUCAAUUCGGUAUCGUCAGCAGGGGGGGGAGAUUUGGGUGCCGUUCUGCUUACCGGGGUUUAAUCCUCAAAAUUACGUAUGGUGCUAUAGCGGCUGCCCGUUAGAUACCCAACGCAAUGCAACCCCGAGUCCGAUGGAAAUUUCAAGUAAUAAUCCUCCUCUCCCGGACGAUCCACCAACCAGGCUGGAUUGGAUGAAGGACAUACUUUUUAUCCAAAUUUCAGUCUCCGAGAAUGAUUUUACCCGCUUAUCGAAUCGCGCGAGUUGUAUAACGCAAAUUUUGUUGGGUGGUGCGCAUCAAAAGGUGCCACGAUCGGCCUCUUCGUUGGCGGUAUAUCGUCAUUCCACCCCACCUUGUUUGAAGCGGUUUUUUCUUAUUUCCUUACAUUCCGGGGCUCAAACUCCUGCGAAAGUGCGAAGCACUUCAGGAAAAGGCCUCUCGGAGCUCUCUCUGUCUCAUCUUUUUCUUUUAAAUCAAUAUCCUACGACGUGUGAUCUUGAUUCCUCAGCGGAUGAUCUUAGGGUAAUUCUGCGGGUGCGGGAGGAGUGGGGCUUCCUAGAUAAAGACUUUAAGGUAGAAAACUAUCCAAAUGUCAUCUCGUUGCCAUCCCAUGAACCUCACCAGCCUGAUUUAUUCGUCGCGUGUACUGAAAAACGCUCCGUUGUUUUACUUUCGCACCCAUCGGUCUCACUACUCUCUCAGCUUUGCCAAUAUCGAGUUCAUCCUGCGGUGGCUUCGCUUCGCGGCCGGGAGGGUGAGCCACAAAAUAGAAGCUGUCCGAUUAGCGAACUUCUUUCUUCCUUUCAUUUUUCAAACUUCGUGAGUGGUGUGGAAAACGAGGUGAAAGAGGUGGUGGUGGUAUUCUUGCCGCAUACGUCAGUUGAGUUGAUGAUUUACUGGACGGUUCGGCUGCUAAAUCGAUGGGUCACCGAAACCGGAAAGCCGAGAACUAUCGGAUAA